This is a messenger RNA of Penicillium macrosclerotiorum, 591 nucleotides long. RefSeq names its product nuclear telomere cap complex subunit Ten1. Gene Ontology annotation, molecular function: single-stranded telomeric DNA binding. Bases 1 to 591 code for a protein of 196 amino acids. The transcript has 2 exons. The record is from RefSeq and is a predicted model, not a curated record. Gene Ontology annotation, cellular component: CST complex. Gene Ontology annotation, biological process: telomere capping. NCBI's taxonomy places the organism in Eukaryota, Fungi, Ascomycota, Eurotiomycetes, Eurotiales, Aspergillaceae.
AUGACAUACGCUCUAUCGGAGGGUCACGUGGCACGCUUGUUUGGUUCGGGGAAACUGGGAAUCGCGAUUCUCGAAUACUACGCCCCAGACUCGCGAGAUACGCUUGCCAGCUUCAUCUCCAGUCUCGGGAUGAACGGGCCGCGUCCAUCUACUCGCGCUUUCCUCUGUGAUCUCCCGUGUCUGCCGGCGGACUCUAAGAUCCGCUUUCUCGGCUGCGUGAGCCAAUACGAUGUUAUCACGGGUCAUUUAACCCUGGAGCACAACUAUCCCCGCAGCCGUGGAGAACCAAGUUCGGUGUCGGUCGAUAUCAAUGCCGUUUUGGCCGACCUAACCUCAGAGGAGCUCCGAGUCGGCUCAUGGCUCAACGUGCUAGGCUAUGUUCGAGACACAAACCCUCCAGUGUCCUCGUUCUCUUCGUCUCAAUCAAAUGGAAAUGAAGUAACCCAGUCAUUACCAACGAAAGUCGCCCCUCGCCCCGUCUAUGUUGACGCGGUCAUGGUCUUCUCAGCCGGUGCAAUUGCACUGGGAGAGUAUGAGCGUAUCCUACGCACAGUCCAAGAUGUGGAGCGGAGAAUCCGCUUCUCUACAUGA